Molecule: messenger RNA, 2822 nt
Organism: Peromyscus leucopus (white-footed mouse)
Lineage: Eukaryota; Metazoa; Chordata; Mammalia; Rodentia; Cricetidae
Gene: C2cd4c
Product: C2 calcium dependent domain containing 4C
Exons: 2
Coding region: 284-1552 (422 amino acids)
Source: RefSeq, a predicted model, not a curated record
UUGGUGGGCGGUUUCCCGCGCCGAGCGCAGAGCUGGCCACUGCGCUGCCGCCUCGCUCGCAGCUGCGCCGGGCCCGCAGCCGAGCCCCGCGUUCCGGAGUCGCUGCAGCCCGCGGCAGGUGAGCCCCGCGCGCUCCGCGGUGCCCAGACCCCGCUCACGGAAAGCCGGGGGCGCGGUCAGCUCGCCGCGCGGGGGGCCCAGGGCCGCCGCCUCCUCCUCCCCCCACGCAAGGCGCCGCAGCUGAGCGAAGCCACAGACCCCCUGGUCUUUGCCUGUUGCCCUCAUGAGAAAAACCAACAUGUGGUUCUUGGAACGGCUUCGAGGGUCCGGGGACAACGGAGCCAGCCGAGGGGUGGGUGGUGAGGCUGGGGACAAGGCCUCCAAGGGCCCUCUAUACAGCAACGUGCUGACGCCGGACAAGAUCCCCGACUUCUUCAUCCCCCCCAAGCUGCCCUCAGGCCCCGCCGAGGCCGAGGGGCAGGCAGACCUGGGCCCGUCCACCUCGGAGCAGAACCUGGCCUCACCGGGGCCCCGCCGAGCCCCGCGGAGCCCCCGGCUGCCUGUCAAGCUGGCCUCGGAGAGCAGGAGCCUGCUGAAGGCGGCCACACGACACGUGAUUCAGAUAGAGAGCGCGGAGGACUGGACCGCCGAGGAGGCCACCAACGCCGACCCCCAGGCCCAGGGGGCCAUGUCACUGCCCUCUGUGCCCAAGGCCCAGACAUCCUAUGGCUUUGCCACCCUGGCCGAGAGCCCCCACACCCGACGCAAGGAGUCCCUUUUCCACAGUGAGCACGGGGCCCUCGCCCAGGUGGGCUCCCCCGGUGCCGGGCGCCGGCGAGCAGGUGCCAAGGCCAACGGGGGUGAUGGGGGGUCCCGGGAGGCUGGGGGGGCCCUGAUGAGCCCUAGCCGCUACUUCAGUGGUGGGGAAAGCGACACGGGGUCCUCUGCUGAGUCCUCCCCCUUCGGGUCCCCUUUGCUCUCUCGCUCUGUGUCGCUGCUUAAGGGCUUCGCCCAGGACAGCCAAGCCAAGGUGAGCCAGCUGAAGCACUCGGUGGGCCGCCAUGGCUCCCUGUCUGCCGACGACAGCACCCCAGACACUAGCCCAGGGGUCCGUCGCCGCUUGACCCGCAGGGCCACCCCGGAACCAGGCCCCGAGUCUGGCCAGGCACCACGUGGAGAGCACACAGUGCGGAUGGGCACCAGGGGCAGCGUGAGGCUGCUGGCCGAGUACGAGGCGGCUCAGGCCCGCCUGCGUGUGCGCCUGCUGGCGGCCGAGGGCCUGUAUGACCGGCCUUGUGACGCCCGGAGCAUCAACUGCUGCGUGGGGCUGUGCCUGGUGCCCGGGAAGCUGCAGAAGCAGCGGAGCACCAUCAUCAAAAACAGCCGCCACCCCAUCUUCAACGAGGACUUCUUCUUUGACGGCCUGGGCCCGGCCAGCGUGCGCAAGCUGGCCCUCAGGAUCAAGGUGGUCAAUAAGGGUAGCAGCCUCAAGCGGGACACACUCCUGGGGGAGGAGGAACUGCCACUGACCUCGCUGCUGCCCUUUCUGUGAGGUCACCGGCUCCUCCCCCUCCGCACUCAGCUCAGCUGGGGGGAGGGGUGGGCGGGGCCUGUGGCCCUGUGGUUCCCUGGGUCUCUCUCUCUUCGUGGAUCGCUCUUUUCCUGGGAGAAGAUGGGCUGCAGGCGCCAAGCACUGCUCUGCUGGCCGGCAUCCCUCCCCCUCCACCCCCUGUGAUAACUGCCUGACCCUUCCAUCUAGAGCUGUGGGGUCCCAGGAUCCCGGGUACCUAAGGCAGCUGGGACCCCGAGCUGAGUUCCCUGAGGGGCUGGCCUUGUUUUUUCCCCCCCUUCGCUGCACCGGGGUGAUUUCCCUCACAGUCUGGUUGCUAUACUCUCUGCUCAGACGCUCUGAGAACCCCUCUGUGACACCCCCCAGUCUGUGGGAGGUCAUCUUCCUUGGCCAGGCUGGCUUCAGGUCGACCCAGCCUCUCAGGUUCUGGGGCUGGGGUUCCAUCCAGAGCCACAGGAGGGCUUGGCCUUCUGGCUGGAGCUGGGGAGACUGGAAGGCCGGGGCGCAGGCACUCGAGCGGAGGGAGGCAGUGUCUCCUGGCUCUUGGCUCCUUGGCACAGGCUUCUCCCCACUCCUGCUGGCCAAUCAGAGCCCCCUGUAACCCAGAGCUUCGGCCUCAAGCCUCUGACUCCCUCCGCGUCCUGCAGGCUGCAGACAAGCUGCCUUCCCAGGAUGCCCUUCGCUCCCGAGUGUAAAUAGGCUGCGGCGGUGGGUGGAGGAAUGGGGCUGGGCUGUGAGUGGUUUCCCUGCCCGGGAAACCCCCCUGGGGUGGGAUUCACGGCUCCCUGAAUGGCUACUGUGUUUUGCACGGACUCUGGCUCAGAACAGAAUGGACUGUCUGUUGGGCACUGAUGGACCAGGGAGGGUCCCGUAUCCUUCCUCUUUUGCUAUCUUCAAACUCCAAAAGCCCAAGUCCCUCUAGAGAAGGGCAUGGGAGCUGAUUCCUUAGGGGCCCUGGAGGCGCAGCCCGCCGAGUGGCACCUUGGAGUUGACUACUCCCUAUGCCUGGUCCCCACUGUCUCUGGAACUGGGCAGCACCCAGGACCUGGUCAGUCGGGAUAGACAGAGGUACCCAUGGAUCCCCUGCUAUUUUGUCUCCCAUCCCCUCUCCCUCGUGGGGUCCUGUUUUCUAUACUGUUUGAUAUCUCUGUGUUUGCAGUUGACUGUGUGUGAAUCUUGAAGACGCCUCCCCCAAAUGUGUUUGUUUAUAAUGCCGUUUUUAGUGCAGUAAAGGUGUUUGGGAGUGCGGGGG